AUGAAAUGGCGGCUUUCAAUUUCUCCACAGGAAUGUAUUUUCAACAAAAAAUCCGACAAAACAGCCUUGCGUGUCUUCUGGAAUGGCGAUUUCCGCGUCUAUAACUGCUAUAGGUGUUGCAGUCGGUGGUAUUUCACCUUCAAUGGUGCAGAGUGCUCAACCCCGUCCGCCAUUGAUGGUAUAUUUAUUGUGUGGAAUGAUAAAAAUUUUGUAGGGAAUCCACAUCGCCCACGUCACAUCGAAGGAAUCUGUGAGAAACUACGCAAGGGCCCUGUUCGGGUGGGAUUCUGGGUCGGUAAGUGUGUAGGUACUGGCUACACGGGUGGAGACGCGGCCACAGGCUUUCAUUCAGUGUCCCGGAUCUACGUGGAAGAAGUGUCUCCUCCACAGGCCUGAAGGAGAAGCUUUUUGUCGUUCCAUUCUUUUUCAUUGUUCUAAAUUUCGCAAGGCUGCUAAUGGAUUAAAGGAGCACUACGGUAGAAAUUAAAAAACAAACUUAACUAGAUAAAUAAAAGCUUGAUUUCUUUGUGGCAGCCAAUUACUAACAUUUCUGCGUGUUUGCAAUUAAAGAAACGAGUCCGAACAUAGUUUGCUUCGUUGGGUGAAUUUAUUGUCGUUAAUACCAUUUGUAAAUUGGGAGGUUAUCGAUCAAGUAAUACCAGACACGCAUUUGAAAAAAAUCGUUCUUUUUCUUAGCGUAUCAAAGUCCAACGAACGCCCAGGGAUCAGACUGUGAAGCAAAAAAAUUGUUUCCUAGCUGACAUUGCAAAUCAUAAUCCCGCAGUCUAUUUUUUAAAACUCAAGACAGCAUACCCUAAGCCCAAAAGGCUGAAGGGAACCCAAAGAGUUAACGUAUAGCAUCUAGGGUGCUCAGCACAAAACAAUUGUUGAAAAAAACUACCUGGCGCUGCUAGAAUACACUGUUCUAACACUUUAAGGCUGGAGUAAAACUCAGCUAUCAAGGUAGAAGAAAGCAGUUUAAGGGCGCUCGGGAUUUGAGAGAGUGUCAUUCGCGUGGCUAACCUAACAUUUCCACGAGAAUGAGACGUCCCUCGCACUUGGCACUCUUGGUCCGCAACCACUUGACAUGGUUAGUUGUUCGCAGAAUUUGCAUGAAAAAAUAUAGUUUAUUUCCAAGACUGCAAAGAAAUUCUGUUUUGUUGACCAACAUGGCCGAUGUGACUUCAGCUGUAAACCUGCAAAGAAACUUUAAGCAACGACGACGGCGACGGCAACGAGAACGGAAAAAAAACAAUGGGUUUAGACUGGCAAAAAAACAACUUUGCACUUGCAUCACGCUUUUUUGUACAUUUCUCAGCCGUCGUUGCACGACCACAAUGUGAAAGUGCCUAAUUUCACGUUUUGUCGAGGACUGGAACACAAAACAACAAUUUUGCUUUUCUUUUCCUGAACUUUGAUACAAUCCUUUAGAAUUCAACUCCAAAGAAAUUUGCCAACAUUUGACGAAUUAAACGAGAUGGAAUAAGCGCGAUAAAGUUUGAGGCAGCGCGAAUUCACUUUUUAAGUGACGUUUUCGUAGCCGUCGCCAUCGUCGUUGCUUAAGCUCAUGAAUGAAUGAGUCAAGAACCUUCCACACCCCGUGGGUAAACUUCGCUUUUACUCUCACCUCAUAAAGAUGAGGUCCGAAUUUUUUAACCUACCAAACUUUGAUCCCAAUACAUUAGAUACCACUAUAGUAAAUAAAACAUCGUAGCUUUAUGAAAUAGAACCAUAUUUCAGUUGGCAACAUUCUCUUCAAAACUCGCAAAAACUAGAGUUAUAUACGAUUUUUCUUUUUAACAUGAAUAAGCCACUUUAAAAUAUCUCGCCCCUUACAAGAAAACACCUGAGAGGACUGGUCAAACUAUAGACAAGAAAACCGUGCUCAACAUACCAGUUUGGCUUAAUCUUGCGUUAAACUUGACCAUUUUUCGAGGAACCGGGCCCAGGUUUUAAUCUCGUUACUGUGAGAAAAUCCAACAAAUUGAUGUUGCCUGCAAUCAGCAAGAACAACAACUGAUGGCUUUAUUUGAAUGACCCUAAACUUUACUUAUUUUUGCAAAAGCGUGCCAAAACACUAAGAUCAUGAUUAAAAACUACAUUAAUAAUAGUUUAUCCCCAAAAUUGAACUGACAAGAUGAUAUGAAUUCAAUGAUUUCUUUGUUAAUAAGCUCGGUAAUAAGGAACGAAGCAGUUUUCAUAAUUUUCAUGAUCAAUUCGUUAACGGAUAGUUGCUUACUUUUUUGGAAUUAGAGACUGUACCUUAAUUUAAAAGUUCUCUCAUUUUUUGAGUAUUUGUAGCAGUAAAAAAAUAAGAAAAGGAAUUACGUCUUUGAUUGAUUAUAUCACAAGAAGGGCAAUGUCUGUCGACUCUAUUUAUUUGACUGUAUUUGCCAAUCUCCAUCAUCAGCUUGUGACGGAUUGCAUAAAGGUAUGACACCUAUCUCAUCACUGAAUUAAAUUGCGAAUUCAAACGUUUUCUAAAAGUAAUGAAAGUGAAAAGUGAAAAGUUAUGUCUAUGUUCAUUAUCAAGGCUUACUAAAGUUCUAUUAUCACAGAAGAAAAUGACGUUGUUUCUAUAGAGAUUCUGAAAAGUUUUAUUCAUUUCUUUGUUUUCCAUUUUUCAUAACCUUAGGUUAGUCGGGCGAUGAAACAAAUCACUUCAUGCGCAUCACCUUACUAGAAAAUGAAUCUGUCAAAUUGUCAAAUUUGAGAUAAAGAAUAAUUUUUUCUUCAUAAAUUUCAUGACGCUCUAAUGAGAAGAAUAUCAGGGUGUAUUCACUUCUCGUGACUUUUUUCAUAGUUCUCUUUUGUCGUCUUACUUCUAUAGUCAAUUAUAGAGGUACGAAAAGUGUUAUAGUUGUUACUUUAGUAAAUUCUAUUGGGAAAUUUGUCUCAGAACUUUUAGUUUUAGGCACUAUGCAAAGCGGAGAUGUUAGAGGCGUUGAAUGACAUGGAAACUCGUCCAUUCAUCAUACAAGAGGUUUCCUUAACAAUCUUCGUUUUCUUUCUUUGACCAAUUACCUGAAUAUAUAAUAAAGAAAAAAGGCGCCAAUUCAAUGGUGAAAUGAGAUUCGUUUUAACCAGUUAGAAAGUUUAACUUUCUCUUACAUCAUUCUCCUUUUUCAGCUUUGAACGAGUUCUUUUUCUUGUAACUGUGCAAUCAUAUUAUUGGGUAGUUCAUGGCUCUGUGAUAUCCGUACACGUAAUCUCUUUACUAACGUGUUUUGUAACAUGAUGAGUAUGUUUAGAGUAGAUAAAUAGUUCUUUUAGUAUCGCAGAGAAGCUAAUUCUAAUCUCAUCUCCUCGGAUGACUGUAGCAGCUCUCUAAUUAACUGAUACUGAAUGUAAGUACUGAAUUUGUGUUGUAAUUAAAGUUCGUCCUCAAUUCUUUUGCUGCUCAUGCGACUUAAUAUGCACGACACUGUAUGUUGCUUAGGAUGCACUGACUCAAACAACUGUUAUAUUUAAUCUGUGAACUUUUAACUUCAACGAAAAGGUUUUUGAACUAAACGACUAGUGAGGGGAGCAAAAUUCCUAAACAAUCUCAGGAGUGAACGGUAUGGACAGAAUGAAAUGUUUUAGUUGAAUAUCUAGAGGGAUUUCCAAGUUAUAAACACUAUAACCUACUGACCUUUUAAAGUAAAGACGUAUCGAUUUAUAUCCGCGGAUAGCGGAUAGUUAUUUGUUGGUGUAGGGCAGAACUUUGUGUGUCUCUGCUAUCAUUUUUUGCGAAAAAUCGGAUCCUUGCGAGGGGAUCGGAGGUGAAGCAUCAAAUCUCUCCUAAUUCAGUAUUCAGCAAAUCAUGUUCUGUUGAAUAAAUACAUCUUAAGAGCAAAUGUCUGUAAAAAUCGAGCAAAAUCGAAAUUUCGCGGCCACAGUCAAAAAAUCAUUUUCGCUCAUAUCUUGUCCAUAGAUAGGUAUAAGUAAGAAAUUAAACGUGGUGUAGUUUGUUUUUCAAAAGGCCGCUUGGAUUUGGAGAAAAUCGACAAAAUCAAUUUUCGUGGUCGGCGACUUGAAAACAACCAAAAUUUGAGGCAAAAUGAGGCGGUCUCAAAACUUCGCUCGCACGCAAAAAGGAAGAAAGCGUGGUAAAAUAUUCCCCGAUAAAUCAAUUUAUAAAGGAUUUUAGCCCUAGUAUGGCGGUUAAUUCUUAUCUUCACGAUAAUGUGGAAGGUAAACAAUUUUAUUUUAGUUUUGGUUCUUUUUCAACUCAACGAAGUUUAAAUUUAGGCUUCAAGUCGCGAUUUAAUUUUUAGGCAUGUGCUACACCUUGGUUUUUCCUGAAACUCAAGGCAUAAGUCAUUUAAACAUUGUGCUAAAACAUAUGUAAGAAUUGGCCUGGGUAAUUAAAUUUGUACUUCACACGAACCUUCCGAAGUUGAAUAAAUUUUGCUUGAAAUAUGAGACUUUUCAAGAACGUCGGUUGGUUGUUGCUCGACAAGCCACGAUGGCUGGACUCUCCAAGAGAAACGUAACACACAAUCGCACUUGUAUUAAAGACAUUAAAUGUACUGAGACGAUAAUUUUUGUUACCUCACUGUGUUUUCCCGUUCUGGUUAACUGGCAUUGCGCCUAGUCCCAAGCUAAUCAACAGAAGAUCCAAAACCUCGAGGAAACGUGGUGCGUGAAAAUAACCUCAAACAGAACAUUUCUUGGUAUUGCUGGCCUUUCUUUUCCGCAGUCAAACUUUUACAUCCAUUGCCAUUUAAAAAUUCUAGGUCUCACAAAAACUGCGAUUUUGAUAGUGAAACUUUCGGGCUGCCGAUACACCUUUGGUCAUAAAUGUCUGGUCAAAAGUGUUGCGUGACAGUAUUCACAGGCUUUCCAAUCUAACCAUUUGAGCGAUGCCUUUUUUUAAUGUUCUUGCCGGAAGUAGCAUAUUAUGCUACUAACAAUCCAAAUCAUGUUUUUUUUUUUAAAUUUUUUUCCUAAGUUUUCUUAAAGUAUGCUUCUAUACAAUACUCAAUAAGUCCAAAAAUUAAAUAUAGUUUUUCACGUCAACUUCCCCCCUCUUGCCUUGUAUUUGCCUUUGAUUGACUUCAGGCUUCAAUCUCUAGCUAUUACACCGCGUUAUCAGGCGGCUGUCUUUUCUCUCGCCGAUGUAAGUUCCAUUGUUUUGGAUAACAGUUUUCGUAAACAUUCUGCAAUUAUCUUUCAGUAUUUUUUUCCUGAUCUGAACAUGGUUGUCCGAUCGUCAAACUCUUGUUUCUGUUUAUAUACAGAGGAACCCCGCCUUUUGACCACCCCGUUUAUACGACCACCUCUUGUCUCACCUCCCAUAGUCCUUCGACCCAGACAUGAAAAUCUCCGAGUCAUUUUAUUAUUUUGAAGACCUCUUCAAUGCCACCACCUCGCUAUUACGACCAGGAUUUUAUGGCCCAACGCUGGGGUUCCACUGUAUAUUUUAAUUUCAGUUUUCCACUUUAUAGAACAAAAAACAAAAAGAUGUGCGUCAGCUGGACUAUGGCGAUUAAUGUGAAGAACUAAAAUUUAGGCCCCGCUUAUAUGAAAAAAAUUUGUCUCGAGCAGAAGGGUCACCAGCUUACCCGAGCUUCCCUGGAAGAGGCAACUUUUCACGCAUUUCUUUACAAAACAUGGCGAACCGUUUAAAUGACAAAAAGUUGGCUCGGCUGGAAGGCUGACCCACCUUGUCCAGUCACCCUUUUGCAAUGGUAGGGUCAGCCUCCUAGCCAGGCCAACUUUUCUCCAUAUUAAGCACUUUACGCGCUUUUCGGAAAAUCCACGUGCCCAGUGGAACGGUACAUUCCAGUUGCACCGACCAAACAAAAGCCACCGCGAGUUUGGUUAUAGUGCUUGUAAGCAGGAUACAGAUCAGUGGUCCUGGGGAAAAUAAUUUUGUCAAAUGGAAGGAGACAUUUCGGUCCGACCGUCUAGAUCAAAUCCGAUCCGUAUCGGUAAAGGGCUUGCAUAGCCAAAGCGAGACAAUUAGAGCAUGCCCGAAGGCUGGUUGGGGUCAAUGUCUUUUUUUUUUCUCUCGGCUGGGAGGGUGACUCUCCUACACGAGACAGGUUUUCUCCAUAUAAAGGGGAUCAAAAUUUUCGGAUACGAAAUUGUGAUAGAGAAGGAAUCAGAGAAAAUUUCAAAAUUCUCGAAAAAAAUAAUUUUGAAGCCCUUGUAAUUUCGAUCGAAAAGAAUACUCAAGUUGCCCUUUGGAUGACCGAACAAUUUUUAUAAUUAUAUGGCGCCGCAUGAAACUUAGUAAUUUGGAUAGCAUGAAAGUGUUUUCAAUACAGUUAGGAGGAAACUGACGUUGGGUGCCCCUGUCAACUAUCGCCUAUCGCUUCCACUACUUUCUUUACCCACAAAGUUUUCUUUUCAAUUUUACUCUCGGUCAUUUUGCCAUGUUCUGAGUGUGCGCUUUAGUACCGGUCUUGAGACUGAAACUUGGUGGCUCGUCAGAAAUCCAUGAUCAGAACUCUUGAAAAGAAAGUCUCCGACCAUAACUUUCUCUCUGUCAUCAGUGAGACGGAUAUUGAGGCUGCAUCCGCUUCUGGGCCUGUUUCUCGAAAGUCCUGAUAAUUAACGGGCCCCUAAAGCUGUUCUUGAUUACAUGCAAGAUAGAAAUUUCAAUAGUUUUGCAUCUAACAUGAUAAAACUAUCAGUUAAUGAUUUCGGGCCCGAAAAGUAAUAGGGACUUUGGACAAACGGACCCCUGGGAAACAGUGCCUAAACAGUGUCCUUUUUAACGUGAAUUUGAAGACGCCAGGGCAAAACCCAUUGGUAAACACGUUUGAUUCCAGCUUUCUAGCUUGCUGUAUCUGCGGUAUAUCAUCUUAGUGUCAGGUUUUAAAGCUUGUUUGAGUAGCCGAACAUGCUGUAAGGAGGAAAUUAUCCGAUAUACUUUGAGGUAUCCUUUGGUAAAGGAAUCAGAGAGGAACAGGUCAGCUUUCUAGACCCCAGGUUUCCUUCAUUGUAUAUAUUCAAUACUACAAACUGGAACUCACGCCUUAAGUCUUCACACUCAAGGAGAGGUUUGUAGUCUUGAAAAUAGCGCUACGUCAUCUGCCACUCCAAAAGGCCGCCCUGCCUGGAUAGCAUUUCCCCAAUUACUUUGCAAUAUUUCCUUAGUUGAGUGUGCUAAUGCAAGUUUUUUAAUGCUGGUUAGCCUGUGCAAGCAUUUGAAAAGGGGGGAGACAGGGCUUAGAGCAAAUUGCUUACCGAACAUCCUUGAGUAAGAGUUACAGCGUAACCCUUUCGACGGGUUCUUCUAGCCCCUCAACGACCAUUCCAUGUGAGUCUUAAGAGGUAGUACCAAGAGAGAGUACCUAAGUAAGAUUCAGAGCCACCCUUCCUCAAAAUAUACAUAUGAAAUAGCAUAAUUUUUUCUUUAUUAUGAUUCUUCACUCAAAACAAAAAAAGCUUCCGAGAUCAUUUAUCGAGGUUUUCCAAAGUAAAACCUACUCAGUGUUCGUGUGUACUAGCAGGGCGUAUGAUUUUGAUGUUUUCCAAAUCCCUUAGUCAAUUCUUUUAUCACGCAGGUGUCCGAUAAACUGACCACCACUUUACACUUUUAAAUCAAGCACUGUUGACAGCCAGACUAUGCAACCUUUCAGUUGUUGUAUAAUUGAACAAAUAACUUUGGAAACAUCAAAGAAAUGUAUAAACAAUUUUGUUUUCUGCACAUUCUUAAGUUCGAAAGAUGGUGUUCGUUGUCACGCCACAUCACUCCUUGUCUUCUCACACUUAGGCAAUACUGUGACUCGCUAUAUGUAGUAACUGAUUCUACUAAAUGGUAAGAACAUCUUUCAAAUCGCCGAAAAUGUCUUUAAAACAUAUUUUUCUCGUGAUAUAUUUUGUUCAACCACCUUAAGAAUUUAGAUCAUAACGCUCAUUUGGUUUGAGUGACAUUUUAAUAACCCUGGCCCAUCUCCAAUGACCUUUCAUUAGAGGUCAAAUUACAAAAUGCGUUAGCGCCAGCAGAAUUUGGAGCUUGAGCGUAGAAAAAUUAAAAGAAGUGCCCCGUACUAUAAAGGUAAGUUAAUUUCUUUUUCGUGUUAGCAAAUUUAUUAUCGUACUACUAUCGUACAUCAGAUUUCUUUUCAGGAAACACCAAUGAUCCGUUUCGGCAACAGCGAGGCGUUGUUGAAUUAUGCAAAUGUAUCCUAUUUCACUCAAAAGUUGUUCAAGUUCAGAAGGUUCGUCUGAAGCGCAGAUUAAAUUACCCAACCCAGUUCUCACAUAUGUUUUAGCACAGUGUUUUAAUAACUUAUAGCUUGAGUUUCAGGAAAAACCAAGGUGUAGCACAUGCCUAAAAAUUAAAUCGCGACUUGAAGCCUAAAUUUAAACUUCGUUGAGUUGAAAAAGAACCAAAACUAAAAUAAAAUUGUUUACCUUCCACAUUAUCGUGAAGAUAAGAAUUAACCGCCAUACUAGGGCUAAAAUCCUUUAUAAAUUGAUUUAUCGGGGAAUAUUUUACCACGCUUUCUUCCUUUUUGCGUGCGAGCGAAGUUUUGAGACCGCCUCAUUUUGCCUCAAAUUUUGGUUGUUUUCAAGUCGCCGACCACGAAAAUUGAUUUUGUCGAUUUUCUCCAAAUCCAAGCUGCCUUUUGAAAAACAAACUACACCACGUUUAGUUACUUACUAAUAAGUAUGUAUGAACAAGAUAUGAGCAAAAUUUAAUUUUUGACCGUGGCCGCCGGUUGUUCGAUAUUUACAGACAUUCGCUCUUAAACGCUUAAAGUUAUUAGUGUUUGUCCUGUUUAGUUUUAUUAAAAAAUUCAAUUAAUUGAAAGUAUUUCAUAAACUUACUACAAUUGGUUUCUUUAUACUGAAAUUACUUAAUAUGUAAUUGAGUUUUUUUGUGGGUAAAAAAAUAAGACAAUAUAUUAUAAUAAUUUAUCAAUAUUGCUUUUCAAGAAUUUCAGGAGCCCAAGAGACGCCCAAGACUGCAGUAUGAGGAUACCGCUGUACAUAGCGAUGUAUGCACUGCUGACCUCUUUGUGUUCUGCAAGUAGAAACAGCAGCAACAACAACCCCCCCAAAAAGAAGGUGAAUAUGUGAAUCCAAACGUCUCGCCUUUCUUUCGCCCUCCAAUGACGACAGAUCGCCUAUGUCCUAUUCAAUUACAAUUCCACUCGGGAAAACUUGGCUGGUGGCUAGCGAAUGUAGGAUGGUUAAUCUAAAUAUUCUUCGUCGGAUUUAAAAAACAAACAGCACUAUCUCAGUACAUGUAUACCCCCAAUCUGUAAUACAUGGUAAUACAUUACUGUAUAGGCUACAGUAACAAUAGAUAAACACACGUGGACGAUUUCCUUUUUGGUAUAAGUUAAAGUUACUAGAAAAAGUUUAAUAAUGCGAGUAUCAACUAAUACAUUUUAUACUUCACAAUCAACAGACUUCAUUUGGGUCAUGUGGUCAGAGUGGUUGCUGCUCCGCACCAGGAAUUCCAGGGAUCCCAGGAAGCCCUGGACCCGCGGGUCCGACCGGCAGUCAUGGACCUGAAGGACCCACGGGACCAAGAGGAAACAAAGGUGAUGAAGGAUCUCGUGGAAAGCAAGGCCCAAGGGCGAUCCAGGUCCCCCGGGACCAGCCGGUCCAACAGGAAGCAAAGGUGAACCAGGGGUUCGCGGACUCCAGGGUCCUCAAGGUCCCUAGGGAACUCCAGGAUCCUUGGGACGGAACUGGAAGCAGUGUUUUUUUAAGAGUGUAAAUGAUGACAGGGACUCUGGUUUGAUUAAGGUAAACACUGAACUCCUUCCUAAUAAUAAUUUUAACAUUUUUUUAGUUUCAUGAAUGAAUCAGCUGCAAAAAAUUUCAAACAUCUUGAGAGAACUAGGAAAACAUUUAAAGCGGACACCGCAGUCUAAUUACUACCGGGAUGGCUAAAACACCGCAGCUGUCAUUUUUUACAAAUAAAAUACUCCUACUGUCAACAUCAGUUUCAAAUAGGCGGAAUAAAAAAGUGCAUAAAAACCUAUUUCAACCAAUCAGUUUCAACCUCUAUCCCUGUGUUUGCCUCACUAAUAUUUCUAUUUGUUUUAAUAGGAAUGCGUUUUCAAGAAAACAUUCGACAGUACCGCGCUGCGAGUCUUCUGGAAUGGAGAUUUCCGCAUCUCUAACUGCGAUGAUUGCUGCAACAGGUGGUAUUUUACAUUCAAUGGAGCGGAAUGUGCUAGUCCGGGAGCCAUUGAUGGUAUUGUUUACGUGUCGUUAGGUACUAAAUGGAGAAAGAAUCCACACCGACCACGCCACGUCGAAGGAAUCUGCGAGGAGCUCCACAAGGGGACGGUACGCGUGGGAUUCUGGGUGGGUAAAUGUGCUUCACGAAAACCUGGUGACGCCUACACGGGUUGGAACUCAGUGUCCCGGAUGUACGUGGAAGAAGUACCUCCUCCGCAGGCCUAA
Molecule: messenger RNA, 10368 nt
Organism: Porites evermanni
Lineage: Eukaryota; Metazoa; Cnidaria; Anthozoa; Scleractinia; Poritidae
Source: the annotation of a GenBank genome assembly